This is a messenger RNA of Ixodes scapularis (black-legged tick), 4455 nucleotides long. Its product is annotated as ubiquitin carboxyl-terminal hydrolase 25. Bases 412 to 3666 code for a protein of 1084 amino acids. Gene Ontology annotation, biological process: regulation of protein stability; protein deubiquitination. Gene Ontology annotation, cellular component: cytosol; nucleus. Gene Ontology annotation, molecular function: protein binding; cysteine-type endopeptidase activity; cysteine-type deubiquitinase activity. Lineage: Eukaryota; Metazoa; Arthropoda; Arachnida; Ixodida; Ixodidae. The record is from RefSeq and is a predicted model, not a curated record. The transcript has 19 exons.
AGAAGUCUAGCAAAUUCCAAAUCCAGAAGCACCUUCGCUUUUGCUGAUAUUGCUUUUCUUUUUGGUCGCGCAGUUCGUCGUCGGUCGGAUUGAGAUUUUUCGGUUUUUCGUACGUUACUAAAGCAUCCUUGAAAGACAAAACAGAAAGAACAUGAAGCAUCGGAACUAUCGAGGACUCUCGUUAAGAAAGGAGUCCCGAUCGACUUCCUAGCAAGUGCUGUCUUUCUCUUCGUUGCCGUCCGUGGAGGCACGGCCAGCACGGCUCCAACCAGCGGCGUCGUGGAUCAUCGGCUACCCGUGGAACGAUGCCAGUGUCGGUACAUCGCUUUGCUUAUGCCGUGAAUCCCGCGUUUGGCAGCUGACCGCUUGGGCCGUGCGUGGGGGAUUUACCACUUCUCACUAGCCUCAGUCAUGACCGUCGAACACUCCUCCCUGGAUAACCACUGCAAAAAGCAGCAGCGUGAGGAGACAGCCCGGCUGGUGCUGAGCCAGCUGAAGGAGAUCACGGGGGUGGAGGAUGCGGCCAUCCUGGAGCAGGCCCUGGAGGCAAGCCGCACCCGCUCGGGGGACUACGACCUCUCCCAAGCCGUCAGCAUGCUCGUGGACGAGGACGCCACCGCUUCCCCGGCCGCCUCCACCCAUGGCACCCAGGUGGCAGCCAAGCCGGAACUGUCGGGCGACGGGGUAGCCUUAACGAGCAACAAUGGCGGUCCAUCAUCCUCGCCGCAGAAGCGGCCUGCCAAGGUGAUCGACCUCACCGCUGCUGAAGGAGAUGACUUGCAGAAGGCCAUUGCCCUCUCGCUACAGGAGCAGCAGGUGGCCGGGGUGUCUGCAGAGGAGCAGGACAUCAGCCGGGCCCUGGAGCAGAGCCUGGGGUCCGGGGGCAAGCGCAAGAGGGGAGCUGAUGCCUGGCAGGAUCCGGCCAAUCCCCACGAGCGCAGGCGCCAAGGGGACUGGCCCGUGGGCAUCAAAAACGUCGGCAACACCUGCUGGUUCUCCGCGGUGAUGCAGUCACUGUUUCACCUGCGCGUGUUCCGACGCCUGGUGCUGGCCUUCGAGCCCGUGAGCGUGCCGAGCGGCCAGCCGGCCCAGGAGCGGCGCAGCCUGGGGCUCAUGCAGGAGCUGCGGCCCCUGUUCGCCCUGCUGGGGGCCACCCGCCGCAAGUAUGUGGACCCCGGCCGGGCCCUGGAGCUGCUGCGAGAGGCUUUUGCCGGCUCGGGGGCCGGGGCCCAGGGAGGGUCCCAGGGCCAGCCCGCACCGGCCGCCCAGUCCCAGCAGCAGCAGGACGUCUCGGAGUUCACCCACAAGCUGCUCGAGUGGCUGGAGGAGGCCUUCCAGCUGGCACGCUGCAGCCCUGCCAGCGAGGUAGGGAUGCCCAAGCUAGACCAGACCAACCCCAUGCUGGACCUUUUCUAUGGGAGGUUCCGCUGCGAGGGAGAGAGCGAAGGUCUUCGCUUCUCCCGGGAGGAGGCCUUUGGUCAGUAUCCCCUGCAAGUGAGUGGCUUCAGUGACAUCCACGAGAGUCUGGAGGCAGCCACGACCAACCUGGAGCCCGAGGCUUUGACCGCCCCCGGGAUGCGCCGCCUGGGACAGGAGAGCUGGUUCACCAAGCUGCCGCCCGUGUUGGUGUUUGAGCUGUCUCGGUUCCGCUUCAACCAGCAGCUGGGCAAACCGGAAAAGAUCCACCACCAGUUGGAUUUUCCAGAGCAACUUUACCUUGACAGGUACAUGGAGUACAACAAGAACAUCACGCGUAGCAAACGGGAAGAAGUGCGCCGGCUUAAGGCCGAGUGGGAAAGACUACACAAGUGCCUCAACAAGUACAUCCAGUACGGUUCCGGUCCCAAGCGGGUGCCCCUGCAGGACGUGCUGCAGUACACCCUGGAGUUUGUGGAGACCAAGGCAGCUAUGCACAAGGCCGAAGACGUGGAGAUGGGCUCGCCUUCUUCCAGCCUGGGGCUGGGCUCCCCGAGCAGCUCCCCUCCCGACGAAGGUCACGCCCGCGACCAGAGCCCCCGGAGCUCCUUCGACGGGGGUCCCCGCCCUCGGCACGUGGCGGAGCCAGAGCUGCGCAUGCUGCAGACGUGUCUGCGGCGUUGGCGCACCGAAGUGGAGCACGAUGUCAAGGAGCUACAGGAUAGCAUGAGCCGGAUCCAAGCCACAAUUAAGGACAUCUACAAUGAGCCCUCCCUGCUUCAGGUGCCGUACCGACUGCAUGCGGUGCUGGUGCACGAGGGCCAGGCCGCCUCGGGCCACUACUGGGCCUUCGUGUACUGCCCCCGGAGGUCCGUCUGGCUCAAGUUUAACGACGUCACGGUGACGGAGGUGUCCUGGGCAGAGCUGGUGCGGGACUCGGUGGGCGGCCACCACUGCACCUCGGCCUACUGCCUGCUCUACGUGGACCGCAACAAUAGGGACCUCUUCGAUGAGGUGAAGGACUCGGAGCUGGAGCUGCCCUCCGACCUGGCGCAGUUUGUGGAGGAGGACAACGAGGCGUUCCGGAGAGAGCUGGAGCAGUGGGAUCGGUCCCACAAAGACUGCCCGGAUGGGGCCAGCAGCGACAUCGUUGUCACGCCACUCCAGCAGCAGAAGGAAUCUCCAGCGGCUGAGCGGGUCUGCAGCGCCGCGGAGUGGAGCGUUUCGGGGACCGCCGUGCCUUGGCCAGAAGUGCAGCUGGAGCAUGCGAGGCUGGCACAGGGCUCCUUCCAGGGAGUGCGACUGGCCCAGCUGGUGCCCACCCUGACAACGGAGGGCCCUCGCGCAGCCUUGGCCAAGGCCCUGGACCAGGAGCUGGCGCGCCUGCAGCGGCUGGCCAAGCACGCCCCCUGCGGGGAGGCCUCCCAGGAGCCCCGGCUGCACCACCCGGGGCUCUUCCUACUCCUCAAUGGCAUCCCCGUGCAGCCACACCUGCGCAGGGUCCUACUAGAGCAGUUCGCACACCCGGACCUCGAGGGGGACCCCACAGGGAGGCUCCUCAGGCAGGAGGCCCUGCAGUGCCUGGCACAGCUCAGGGGUGGCUCCGAGUCCGAGGAGGCGGCGGAGGAGGCAGCGUACCGGGGCUGGCACGCCCUGUACGCGCGCUUUCGGCAGCUGGCCACCGCCCUUGCCGUAGGGCUGGACCGGCUGUGGGCGGGGCGCCUGCCCGAGGCCCUGUCGCUGCUUGCGGGAGCCUGCGCCCUCAACGAGGCCCUGCAGGGGGGGCCGCCCCCGGCGGGGCCCAAGGCCCGCCACCUGGGCCUCAACCCCAGGCUGCUGGACCACUGCCGCAGGCUGGCGUUGCUGGAACUGAAUGAGAAGUGUGCCAGCCAGUUCGAGGAGGGCAGCCUUGAAGAGGGGCUCGAGGCCCUUCGGCUCAUGUCCCAGGCGGUGCUGCCCUGCCUGGCACCCCUGCUGGCCCCACAGGCGUCGUCCAGGGAUGCACGCGCCAUCGAGGAAGUCCGCAGCCGCUGGUGCGCCAUGCUGGGCCUCGCCAUGACCGAAGAGAAGCAGGAGCGGCUACAGGAACUGCUCAGUAAGCUGUUGGACCCCGGGGCAGAGCUCCCCGUCCCUGCGGUCGCCCCCCUGACCGUCCCACGCCUGCCCGACCUUGGGGCUGCCUUUGAGACCGCCAUGCGCCGCCUUACUGCCAGCGGACAGCUGGAGGCUGCCCUCUCUUCCGCCUCUUAGCCUCCUUUCUUUCCUUCUCAACUCGCAGUCCUUCUGGGCGCGGCCUUGACCGACCUGCGUCUUCGCCAGGCCGGUUUGGUUUUGUGCCAGCUGGCAGCUAUCAUGUCUGUAGUUAGUGCAAGACAUGCACGCACGUGCAAAGGGAAUCACGUUCGUGCGUCAGCCCGGAAGUUUGGUUGCCGUCGGGCCGCUGGAAAAGUCGUCAGACAAUCUGUGCCUGUGUCGGAGCGGCACUUAAGAUGCAAACUAAAAGUUUUGCGUCUUUUUUUUUGCUUUGGGAUUAGGCAGAAAGAUGGGGUCCCUAUUUUUCUUUUUUUUUUUUUCUUUUUUUUACUUGGGCUUCCACGUCCUCGAACAAACUAACUUACUCGCUAGGGUGCUGUUCCCCACCCUCUUCCUUCCUAACUCGAUUUUGUUUAGUUUGCAGUUGCGUGUGCUAGCUGCGUGUGCUAGGUUUAGCGACCCGUUUUUCUACGGUUUCGAACAUCUCUUUUUUUGGGGAUGUUAUCAAUUCUCCUUUGCUGUUUUCCUUAAGACACUGGCCUUGUAACUUCGAGGCACCCUUAGCUUUAGUUUGUCGAUUUGUGAGAACAAGUCUGCCCGAAGCUGUAGACUUUAUUGGGCAUUGCGGCAAUUUAUGUUUGAACAAAGUUUCUGGAUGCAUGGUACCUAGGUUUUUCUUCCAAUUCCGAUCACAGUUGUAGAGUUCUUUGCACUCUUUGCUUCUCUCUAACAUUGUGUAAAUUUUUGUGUACAAAUGUAAAUAAAAUCAUUGUUUCUGUUGCACUA